CUUAUAAUUAAAUUAUUAAUUAAACUCUUACAUGGGCAAACUACAUGGAACAUUGGCAAAAGCCGGAAAAGUCAGAAAGUAAACACCAAAAGUUGAGAAGCAAGUGAGAAGACAUAAAAUUCCAAAAGGGAGAGCUUAUAAAAGAAUUUGCUUUAACAGAAGGUAAAUCAACUAUCAAUAGUAUAAAAUAGAUUUGGAUCAGCAACCACUACUUAAGGACCAUAAUAAAAGAGAAAGGGUCCAAAUUGGCAUGCUGGAAGAAAAGAACUUAUUGAAGAGGAAAGAAAGAAAUAAGUUGAAUAAAGAAGACAACGUAAGAAAUAAGAUGCUAAAUGAUGGCUAAAAUGUCCUUAACAUAUAAAAAAUAAUCAAAAUUCUUAUUAUUU
This is a messenger RNA of Paramecium sonneborni, 386 nucleotides long. The record is from the annotation of a GenBank genome assembly. Lineage: Eukaryota; Ciliophora; Oligohymenophorea; Peniculida; Parameciidae.